Molecule: messenger RNA, 294 nt
Organism: Apiotrichum porosum
Lineage: Eukaryota; Fungi; Basidiomycota; Tremellomycetes; Trichosporonales; Trichosporonaceae
Exons: 2
Coding region: 1-294 (97 amino acids)
Source: RefSeq, a predicted model, not a curated record
AUGGGUGCCUACGUGGCGUCCAAGCAUGCCAUCGCCCGUCUGAGCAAGGUCGGCGCCAUCGACUAUGGCAAGCGCGCUAUCCGCGUCAACAACCUCGCUCCCGGCUUCGUCGACACGACCAUGGUCACCGCUGGCGUUUCGGCUGAGCAGGCCGAGCACGUCUCCACGUCCUGCCUGAACCGUAUGGGCCGCCCAGAGGAGAUUGCCGAUGUCGCCGUGUUCCUCUCGAGCGAGGGUGCGUCGUUUGUCACCGGCACGACUUGGCAGGUCGACGGUGGCUACACCGCCAUGUAG